GUUUGGCCAACUAAAGUUACAUCACUAGUUAUCUUCGAAAGGUCGGCAGGGUCAGGUAGACACUCGGUAUUGUCUUCAUAAAUUAGUGGCUUUAACUAAAAACAGACGCAAAAUGUUCUCCCGUGUUUUGAGACCCGUCGCCACUGUGGCCUUCCAGAAUGGAGCCAAGAAUUUUUCCACCAGCCCUGAGAUGCAAUUCAAAGUUAUGGUUGCCGGUGCUUCCGGCGGCAUUGGUCAGCCUCUAUCACUGCUGCUUAAGAUGAACCCCUUGGUGAGCAACCUGGCUCUCUACGAUAUCGCGCCGGUGACCCCUGGCGUCGCUGCCGACCUGUCGCACAUGGACUUCCCAGCAAAGGUCCUUGGUUACAAAGGCCCCGAAGAGCUGCCUAACGCAAUUGCAGGAUCACAUGUGGUGGUUAUCCCCGCCGGAGUUCCCCGCAAGCCUGGUAUGACCAGAGAUGACCUGUUCAAUGUGAACGCCUCCAUCGUCCGAGACCUGGCUCAGUGCAUUGCAGUACACGCUCCCAAAGCCAUCAUCUGUAUCAUCACCAACCCUGUCAACUCCAUGGUGCCCAUUGCCUCCGAAGUUAUGAAGAAGAACGGAGUAUACGACCCUAACCGCAUUCUCGGUGUCACCACCCUUGACGUUGUCCGCUCAUGCACCUUCAUUGGUGCCAUCAACGGAAUUGACCCCCGCUCUGUCUCAAUCCCCGUCAUUGGAGGUCACUCUGGAGUCACCAUCAUCCCUCUGCUAUCCCAAUGCAAGCCUGCCGUCCAGCUUCAGGAGCAAGGCAAGAUCGAAGCCCUUACCAAGAGGAUCCAGGAAGCUGGUACCGAGGUAGUAAAGGCUAAGGCUGGUGGUGGAUCCGCCACCCUUUCCAUGGCCUGGUCUGGUGCCAAGUUCACUAACUCUGUCCUUAGGGGACUUAAGGGUGACGACAAUGUGGUCGAGUGCGCCUACAUGAAGUCAGAUCUCACUGAGGCUAGCUACUUUGCCAACCCAGUACAAUUCGGUAAGAACGGCGUUGCUAAGAACCUUGGCUAUGGCAAGCUGAACGCAUACGAAGAAAAGCUCUUGAAUGCAGCCCUCCCUGAACUCAAGAAGAACAUUGCCAAAGGAGUCGAAUUCGUUUCAAAGUAAACACAUUUCACAUAGGUAAUUCACGGUCGGGCCUUGUUAUAAACUGUGGCGAUAUUACGCGCGCAAAAAUUAAUUUGG
Spodoptera exigua (beet armyworm) is the source of this 1219-nucleotide messenger RNA. The record is from the annotation of a GenBank genome assembly. Lineage: Eukaryota; Metazoa; Arthropoda; Insecta; Lepidoptera; Noctuidae.